GAAAAUAAAACGAAAUAAACUGAAGCUUUUUUUAAUUAAUUGACUCUCCAUUAAGGAGUCUUCGUCGAAAGCCGUCUACGGAGCUUCUCUAAAGCAUCUCUGUUAUGUCAUCCCUAAAUUUGAAGCCCCAUUAAACCCUUUUUCUACAAUCUCCUGGCCAACAGAUUGGAGGUUCUCAAAACAAAAGAGAAGCUAAGGUCUUGACUUUAUUUUACUAUAAGUUUGAAGUUGUGAGAUGGCAGAGAAAGCAUGUGUUAAGCGUCUUCAGAAAGAAUAUAGAGCACUCUGUAAAGAACCAGUCUCCCAUGUUGUUGCACGUCCAUCCCCAAAUGACAUUCUUGAGUGGCAUUAUGUCUUGGAGGGAAGUGAAGGGACACCUUUUGCAGGUGGAUACUACUAUGGAAAGAUCAAAUUUCCCCCGGAAUAUCCAUAUAAACCUCCUGGAAUCACCAUGAUCACUCCCAGUGGAAGGUUCAUGACACAAAAGAAAAUCUGCUUAUCUAUGAGUGACUUUCAUCCAGAGAGUUGGAACCCUAUGUGGUCUGUAUCAAGCAUACUUACGGGGCUUCUCUCGUUCAUGAUGGAUACUAGUCCUACCACUGGCAGCGUGAAUUCGACCCCUGCUGAGAAGCGGCGUCUAGCCAAAGCAUCUCUUGCUUUCAAUUGUAAGAAUGCGGCAUUCAGGAAAAUGUUUCCAGAGUACGUGGAGAAGUAUAACCAGCAGCGGCUUGCAGAGCAGCAGGUUUUGGACCAGGUGUCGCCAGAUGUGCCACAAGAAGAAAAUUCCAAACCCAAGGUUGAAAAAGUUGGUAAUUUGGAGGACGUGAAAACUGUAGAUACCCUGAAGGACACCACAAGAAACAAUAAGCAGCCAUUCCCAACCUGGAUGAUGUUGCUGCUGGUUUCCAUCUUUGGCGUUGUAAUGGCAUUGCCUCUACUUCAACUUUGAUAUAUCUAGAUCAAAAAUUGAUAAGUCUAUAGUGGGUAGUGGACAUACAGGCUUUUGCUAGUCUAAAAAAAAAAUCCUUUGUGCUUCUUAGUUUUGUGAUGUACUUAAGCAUAACUUCUGUAUAGCGAUUUUCACCAAGGAGAGGCCCAGUUGGAUCCCUGGUCUGUUGCUUCUCCUUUAAUGUUGAUGUUGGUAGUUAAAUCAAUGUUCCAACAUAACAUGUUUGCUGAUGUUAUUCUAUAUUUUUGGUCAAAUUUUCCGUUGGUGUGUGGAUUGGCACUUGUGAUCUCUCUCACACUCUCUCUUUUGACACAGAAUUUAGAAUGCAAACAAUGUAGUUUGUUAA
Pistacia vera is the source of this 1295-nucleotide messenger RNA. Its product is annotated as ubiquitin-conjugating enzyme E2 34-like. The coding region runs from base 236 to 949 and encodes 237 amino acids. The transcript has 10 exons. The record is from RefSeq and is a predicted model, not a curated record. NCBI's taxonomy places the organism in Eukaryota, Viridiplantae, Streptophyta, Magnoliopsida, Sapindales, Anacardiaceae.